Molecule: messenger RNA, 403 nt
Organism: Talaromyces proteolyticus
Lineage: Eukaryota; Fungi; Ascomycota; Eurotiomycetes; Eurotiales; Trichocomaceae
Exons: 3
Coding region: 73-339 (88 amino acids)
Cellular component (GO): plasma membrane
Molecular function (GO): acetate transmembrane transporter activity
Source: RefSeq, a predicted model, not a curated record
UUCUGGCUACUCUUUAUAGGCCUCAUCAGCUUGCUAUUUGCUAUUUGCGCCGCGAGGACAAAUUUCGUAUUCAUGAUCUUGUUCUCCGGCGUAACGCUUGCAUUCCUUCUCUUGACUGGUGCUUUCUGGGCGGUUGCCGAGGAUUUCACAGGAAAUGCUCGCGUGGCUCAUCGCUGCGAAGUAGCUGCUGGAGCAUGUGUCUUUGUAUCUUCAAUAGCUGGAUGGUAUCUUCUAACUUCGAUUACACUUGAGACGGUCGAUUUCCCAAUAGCUCUUCCGCUUGGCGAUCUUAGCAUGCUCAUCAGAGGAAGGAACUGGCAGAACCAGAACAAGAUUUAAAGAGGGCUAGCAAGAACAUGGCAAUUGCAUUCGUAAAUUAAAGGACUUUUAAGCCUAUAUAACC